Ramularia collo-cygni is the source of this 495-nucleotide messenger RNA. RefSeq lists its product as uncharacterized. The transcript is spliced from 2 exons. Bases 1 to 495 code for a protein of 164 amino acids. Lineage: Eukaryota; Fungi; Ascomycota; Dothideomycetes; Mycosphaerellales; Mycosphaerellaceae. The record is from RefSeq and is a predicted model, not a curated record.
AUGUCAUCGACCAGAGACUUCGUCAUGGUGUUCAGCGACAAGAAGAUCGAGAAGUUCAAAGCUGCAUGGCCAGAGAAGGAUGUCCUGUUCCACGUCGGAAGAUAUGCAGACGCGCUCAUCAAGUUCCACAGGGAGUUCCCGGCAACGGAUCCGAUUCCUCCUGACAAGCUCGGGACUUGCCAUACAGCGAAUAAUGUAUGGCUUGUGGAAGGCGCAGUCGAGGAAGCCCCGGAUGGUCAUCUCAACCCCAAAGAUGGCAACUACGUUAGAGCAUACAUUGAGAAGAUGAACUGGUUUUUGUUCACCAUGAUUGCUGAGAAUGAGCCACCUUCCGACUUUAUGUUUACGUUUGAAGACCUGGCAACUUGGGAAUGGCAGAAUACCACCGACAAUGCAACGGGAGAGGAGUUGCAUGUACUGUGGGAAGCUUUGAUGAACGACUCGCGGGAUCAUAUUAAGGAGCAGAAUCCUCAGCCACCACAUGGUAGGUCCUGA